UGGAAAGCUAUUACGUCACAUACAGUACUGAAGGCUAGGUCGACUGACAACAGUGUUGAGGUGUUAAAUGUCACGGUAAAUAAGCCCAUAAACGAUCAAAUACGCGUUUUGUUCAGACGAACAAGAAGAGACUCGCUGCGAUGGUGCGGCCAGUGUGGGCGGUGCUGCGGGGAGUGUACAACAGCCGACAAGGUGCCGCUUGGCUCAAACCUAACGUACCUGUUGUCGCUGGAGUGUUGUCACUUUGGAGUCGUCGCAGGCCCGCAGUAAUACUCGUCCGUCAUAGCACAUUUUCCAGUAAGGUGCAAGGCUUUCACCGUGCUGCCAAGAUGCCUGAGGUAACUACAGAUCACCUGGAUGAGAAGCAGGUGCAGCUACUGUCUGAAAUGUGCAUCCUCAUUGAUGAGAACGACCACAAAGUCGGAGCAGAUACGAAGAAGAACUGUCACCUCAACUCCAACAUAGACAAAGGGAUGUUACACAGAGCCUUCAGUGUCUUCAUUUUCAACAGGGAAGAGAAGCUGCUGUUGCAGCAACGAUCAGACGCCAAAAUCACUUUUCCUGGAUGCUUCACGAACACAUGCUGCAGUCACCCAUUACACACUGACAGUGAGCUGGAGGAGAAGGACGCACUCGGCGUGAGGAGAGCAGCUCAGAGGAGACUCGAGGCUGAACUGGGGAUCCCCAUGGACCAGGUCACACCAGAAGAAAUGACAUAUCUUACAAGAAUCCACUACAAGGCUCAGUCAGAUGGUGUGUGGGGUGAACAUGAGAUAGACUACAUCCUCUUUAUGCAAAAGGACGUGGACUUGAGUCCAGACCCCAAUGAGAUCAAAAGUCACUGCUACGUGAGCAAAGAGGAGUUAAAUGAGAUGUUGGAAAAGGCCAAGCGCAAGGAGCUGGAGAUCACACCCUGGUUCAGCCUCAUCGCAGAGACCUUCCUCUUCCAGUGGUGGGACAACCUGCAGAACCUUAAACAGUUUAUGGAUCAUGACAACAUCCACCGCAUGUGAAAGCAAUCAACCGGCACUCCACGUACCACCGAGAGAGUGUCGCACAAGGAUCGGUUUUCUUCUCAUAACAGUAUCUUGACUUUGGUACCAGUAGGCUGUUGUGCUCCUCAACUGUGUGGGGGGAAAACACUUAUAUAAUAAUGUAUUGUGACUUAGGCCAAGUUAGUCCAAACCCUUUCAUUUGAAUACUUUUCUGACUUUUCUUGCACUACUCCCCCUCUUCUUAUUGACAGACACCACUGAAAACUUGUAAGCACAAAAAAACUUGGGUCAUUACAACAUCAAUUUGUGGAACCAACUUUUUCUUUUACUGUGUCAUUUCCCUGCUGACAUCAGCUGUGACGUUGCACUGUUAGCUAACCGAGCUUCAACAACAUUAGCAUGUAAUUCUGUUAUUUAGUAGAAUGUAAGUCUGCCUUCUUCUUGCCCUCAUUUUGACAGGACAGACCCUUUUGAUCAAAGUAGAAGAUAAAGAUCUUGAUUUUGCAAAAAGAUACUUUUUAAAAUUUUAUACACAUUCAUACCCAUUACUGCAAAAAUGUCUAAAAUGGUCAAAAAUAAGCAAUGCUGCAGGCUGACAAAAGUAUUUGUAGUAAUCAUGUGUAACAACAUCAGUGUGUUGGAAAGUUUUGAACUAUAUUAUAAGAUGCAUUAUAUUUACCAAACACUUCACACCUUACAGAUGAACCACGCCACCUACCUUUUACAUGGAGUUUAAGUUACUUUCUACACACAGCUAGCCGCUCAUUGAUCUAAAGCUAAGUUCUGUCGGGCACAAGCCAGCCAAAUGAAGUGCUUACCAGAUGAAGAACCAAUACUAUGUCUUGUAAAAGAUGACGUCCUUUCCUGAAAGAUGAUGUUUGUACAGCCUUUUUGAAGACCAUUAGUAAAUGGAUGCUAAUAAAAAUUCACAGAUUCGUCUGAAGAUGCUGAAUAUCUGAAAUCCGUGAAAAGAAAGUAGCUUGUUUUUAUACACACCUGUAAAGUGCCUAAGUACAGAUGCUUCUGCUGGAGUAGCCAUUUCAGAAAGCUGGAACAAGUGGGAUGAGAGAAAUAAAGACUUUGUGGAUCUGUU
This is a messenger RNA of Cynoglossus semilaevis (tongue sole), 2088 nucleotides long. RefSeq names its product isopentenyl-diphosphate delta isomerase 1 (gene idi1). The transcript is spliced from 7 exons. Gene Ontology annotation, biological process: isopentenyl diphosphate biosynthetic process; isoprenoid biosynthetic process. The coding region runs from base 141 to 1013 and encodes 290 amino acids. The record is from RefSeq and is a predicted model, not a curated record. NCBI's taxonomy places the organism in Eukaryota, Metazoa, Chordata, Actinopteri, Pleuronectiformes, Cynoglossidae. Gene Ontology annotation, cellular component: cytoplasm. Gene Ontology annotation, molecular function: isopentenyl-diphosphate delta-isomerase activity.